GCGCCGCCGGCACGCGGAUAUGCAAAUGACCCCCUCCUCCUUCAGGGCGGCGCUCUGGUUGGUGGAGAGCGGGCGCGAGCGCACGGCGGGAGGGGUUGGCGGGUCGGGGGGUCGGGCUCGGCUCAGUCAGCCUUCGCUCCCCGCGGGUCCCGCCCCGCCCGCCCCCGGGGCCGAGGGGAUGCUGGAGCUGCCGAGAUCUCUGGCCGAAGCCGCGGGCCUCGGGAGGCGGCGCGAGGGCUUCGUUCGUGUUUGUUUCCGUCCUGGGGGCGGGGCGCGGGCUUCCAGCUGACGGCGCGGGAGCCGGGCCCCGAGCAGCGCCGUGCGGUGCCGCGGGUCUCCCCGCGCUCCCCCAUGGCCGCGGACCCCCGGGUGCUGGCCCUGGCCGCGCGGGUCGCUGAGGGCAGCGAGCGGGACGCGCCGGGGCUGCUGCUGAAGUUAAAGGAAAUUUUAAGCAGUGCUUCCUUGGGGCAUCAGGAGUCCAAGAAAAUUAAGCAAGACAUAUACUUCUAUGAUCUGAUUCACUACUGCAUGCUGGUCCUUAGACAAGAUUGCUCUCGGCUGCAUGGAGGCUGGGCUACUGCUGCCCAGCUUGCAGAGAUAAUAAGUCAUUGUUGUGUAGGACUGGAGGUGAAAGAAGAUCCUGAGGAAUUUCACAAGAAAUUUCUUCCUUCAGCUAUAGACAACCUGCUGUUCUUGGGAAGACGCCUGCAAGCGCGAUUUAUCCGAGCUGUCAAGGAUGAAGAAAAACAAGAUUUUUUACGCUAUUUCCAAACAGUAACUGAUGCCAUCUGCUGGCUGUUUGGUGGACAUAUUCAACUAACAGAGUGUGUGCUGCAAAAUGAUCACUUCCUGAAGUUGCUAAUAUCAGACAGCGUUGAAACAGCAGUUACAAUGAUGUCUGUUUUACACAGUAUUUUGGGGGUCAAUAGUUCUGUCUUGCUUCGGGUUGACGAAGAGAUCCUGCAUUCCAUAUUGGAUGAACUUGUUUAUAAGCUUUCAUCUUCCACCAACCCUGUCAUAGGAAACUCUGCUACAAAAUUGCUAUUGCUGAUGGCAAAAUUUUGCAAGCAGCUCCUGAAGUUACUGGCAACUCGCUACAAAGGAUUAAAUGUGCUUUUAAGUAAACAGUGGACUGGCAAAGGAUUUGACAGGGAUCUCAGUCAACUUCUGGACUUGCUAUACUUGGAACAACCCAAUGGAAAAGAGGAAAUGCAGAGGCAGCACCAGGCAGCUUGUGUAAUUCAGGCAACGUGGAAGGGAUUUCAGACAAGAAAAAGACUGAAAAAACUGCCCCAAGCAGUGAUAGCUUUGCAGAGAAGCUUCAGAGCUAAACGAGAACAGGAGCUUCAGCUUUCAAAAAAACAGAAGGAAGAUGAGGCCUUAAAACUGCAAAUGCAGCUCCAGAGACAGAGGGCCAUGAGACUCUUCCAUGAAAGACAGCUGGCCUUAAUGGAAAUAAUCCAUCCCAGUCAGAUAAAUAAGCACAUGCAGGAAAUGGAGGUGAAAUCUGCAUUAACUAUCCAGAGAUUUUGGCGAGGGUAUAGAGCAAGAAAAAAUUUUCAUCAACAGAAACAGUGUCUUAAGGAGUAUAAAGCAGCUGUCAUCAUUCAGAGAGCAGCUUGUAAGUUCUUGGAAAAACAAAGAAGAAAGAAAACUCUUUCUUCCUGGAAAGAUCCCAAAGGGCUGACUGAUGAGCAGAGAGUAGCUUUACAGCAGAAGGUGGAUGACUACAUCAAAUUGCAUCCGGCUUCCCAAAUGUCAGAAGAAAUGAGUAAAGAAUUACAUAUGCAGGCCCAGGAAAAGCUGGCACAGUUCCUGCUGAGAAGCAGGCUGGAUCAGAGAGCAGCACAGCGGAGAGAGACGUUACUGGCUCAGGUCAACACUGAUGUGGAGCUGCUAAUGAAUGCUCCGCAGUUAGCAGAGACCACAGAAAAAGAUCUGGCUGUUUUCAUGAGUCGAUCAGUCCCUGUAGCUACCAAGGCCAAAGAGUCCCACAAUGCUAUGCUGAAAUAUGCUCGCUGGCCAUGGUGGAAGAAGCUUGGAGAUGAGUUUGAGGAGGAUGAUGUCAUUCCUGAUGACAUCCUGAAUGCAGAACUUGGAAGUCUGUUUAUUGGUGGAAGGAAAUCCUUAUAGCUAUUGGUGGAAGCUCAUCCAUUUACAGGCAGAAGAAUCUGUUACUCAUUUAGCCAGGCUCAUACCGUGCACUGUGCAUUACUUGUACGUGUUUUUCAGGAAGAAAAAUACUUGAAUUCUGAGACAAAGCACUGAAAAAGAACAAGGUUUUAUUUUACUUACCUUAUUAAGAAUCUUUCUGUGCAUCAGCAGUAAAAUAUUGACUGUGCUAAAGGAUUUAGCUAAAGGAUAUCAAAAGGAUUUAAAUACUGUAGUUGCUAAUAAGGAUAUUUUAUAACUGUUACAAAAAGGAUUUAAAUACUUUAGUUGUAAAUACGGAUAUUUUGUAACUUUUAUAACUUUGACUGUAUAUAACCUUUGCAUUUUCACUUAUUACUUGCACUCAGAUGCAUAAAAAAUUAUUCCCUUGUAAAAGCCUGGGCUGUUGUACUUUGAGGUGAAGGUGGACUCAGAACAAAUCAAGACAUGAGAACUCAGGCAAGAAGGAAACAGGCUGGGUGUUUCCAGCAGGGUAGAACAGCUAACUCUGGUCAGCACAGGCAAAGCUUGGACUGAGGAAUCUCCACUUCUUACUUAGAAACAAGUGAAAAAGCAAGAAGAUGAAAAAUUUUGUUAGACUGUAUGUGUUUUCUUUUAAAAGCAUGCAGUUCCUUGCACAGCCAGUGCACUGCACUGUAACAUGGUCGCAGUCCAAACUGUUAAAUGGGAUCAAUAGUGUCAGCGUGGCCAUCUGCACCACCACCUUCAUCUUAAACCACGCAGAUAUCAUUUAAUUCAGAAAGGUCUCCAGCACAAUCACUGUGACCUGGUCUACGGUGAAAACCUGUAGUCAAGGGCCAAAGGCCACAGCUGAUCAAUCUGCAGAGAAAGAAAGGAGAACACAGGACUGCAGUAGGUGCCUGCGCUACUAAAGCAUUUAUUAGGUGAGAUCCAGAAAGUCUUAAUACUGCAGAGGAAGAAGAAGCACAGUGGUUUCUGCCAAUUGUAUACGGGCAGCAAUAUUGCUUCAGUGUGUUUGCUUUCCAUCUUCUCUAGAAGGUUUUAAUUUUAGUGAUGAAGGGAAAACAAAUAAAUAGAAAUAGUAGGCAGAAGUCCAAGGCCGUUCAGACGCAGCUGAUACAUUAAAAUUAAUAACUGGGCAGCUGCCAGGAGGAAGAGCUGUGCUCUGGGUUAAUUUUUUUAGCAGUCACAGUGAUUUGGAAGGCACUGAAUUGGCUCUCAGCUCCCUUCUUGGAGAGUUAACUGGUGAAAAAAUCCAUUAUUUUACAGGGCGCUGGCGUGUGACUGUUGAAUUACAUGUUCUGCACAGCCUUGCUUUUAGUUUUAGGCCAUGCUUAUAGAAACCAGGUGCCCUACGAACACCAGAGUUGGGGAGCUGGGGAUGAAAUCUUCCUCAGCAGCUGCCAAAUUCUAAUGCUGGAAAACGCCCAGCUUCCCCAGCUGAACUGCAGCAAACCACCUGUUUCCUUGCAAAUACACUGCCUCUGUCCUCCCUACACGUCAUUGUAUCCCCUGCUGUAUAGCCACUGACCCAAACUAUUUUGAGGCAGCAGCCUCUGCUGCUAUGUUUAUUCCUGAUCACCCUCAUUAUAACAGCUCUUUAACACAGGGUGAUGUGUGCAGAGGUGCUUUGCUUAAUGUAUUUUAUGUAAAGAGAUGAGGCCCCCUAGCCAGUGUUAAAUACCAAGUGAAUUAUAGAACACCUCACCAAAAAGCCAUUUAUUGUAAUGUUAAUGACCUCUGCCACUCACUGCCACUGCAGUGAGUAAUGAACUCCCCCUUUGAAAUAUACAAUUUGCUGGAUAAUGGCGCUUUUUUUUUUCUUUCUUUCUUUUUCUUUUUUUUUUUUUUUUAAGUGGAUGGAGAGCUGGGUGAGAGGUGCAGCCUUGCUGGAGGAAUUCAAGUUGUGGGAUUAUUUAUUACCACCCCAGAAGUGCAAAUUCCCCUGCCCUAAUAACUAAGAAUACCUCUUUGCAUUUUGUUCUUAUAACCGGGAAAUCUCAAUAUCUCCAUUUUACACACCAAAUGAACCAAGGCAGCAAAGCAGUGAGGAAGCAUGGCCAUGUACAAGCAGCAGACCCAGGGCUGCCGGCUCCUCUGCAGUGCCCUUUCUGCCCGGGGGCUGCCCCUCCCACCACUGCUGGGCUCAUAGCUGUCCAGGCUUUUCCUCGUGCACCGACACUGCACAUCAUUUGCUCCCACUGCGGUCCUAAAGGCAUGCCCAGAAAGCAGGGAGCUGAGGUUGUCUGGAAGCAUAAAUGCAGCACAGGUGGGCUGACCUUCUGGGAGUGGGGCUCAAUAUGGCUGUCUCUCUUUGGGCAUGCCUAGGUAGCCUGAUGGCAAAGCCUGGCUUGCAGCAGGGGUGCCUUCCUUGAUGCAGGGUGGCACAGGGCAGGGACAGAGGUGGAGCUGGAGCUGUGAAGGCAGCAGUGCUCAAUACAGGCUAACCUGGCCUGUGGAGGCGAUUUAGCUGAAUUGCAGGUUUCUGUUGCUGUGAUAAAUCGGACCAAUUUGUCAUGUGGUUUUGUUUCUUCCUUUCCCUCAGUAAAGCUAAACAGGAGCUUUACUGCAACCAUCUCGGCAGCACUAAAAAAUCUGGAAAACAAAUCCUUCUGUUGGUUACGGAUAAGGAGCAGCAGCUGUUCUGCCAGAGCUGCCACCUGAACUCACCUCCAGCACAGACACAGGCAUGGGCUUCAGGCGAUGCCUCUAAGAGCAGGGUACCCCCUGGCCAUUCAGAUGGCUGCAAAGGACCACUGAGCAGGACAGGGGGUACCGAGUUAAAACAGUAAGAAGGGAAUGGCCUCAAGUUGUGCCAGGGGAGGUUGAGGAUAAAUGUUAGGAAAAGUUUCUUCUCAGAAAGGCGCUGGCGCAGGCUGCGCAUGGAGGUGGUGGAGUCAUCAUCCAUGGAGGCGUUCAGUUCAUGGAGACAUGGCACUGAGAGACGUGGUUGGUGGGGAUGGGUUGGACUGGAUAUCUCAGAGGUCUUUUCCAGGUACUAUUUCAUCUUCCACCUCUCAGCCUCCUGCUGCUGAUUUCCCCAGGAG
Molecule: messenger RNA, 5180 nt
Organism: Phasianus colchicus (ring-necked pheasant)
Lineage: Eukaryota; Metazoa; Chordata; Aves; Galliformes; Phasianidae
Gene: IQCB1
Product: IQ motif containing B1
Biological process (GO): cilium assembly
Cellular component (GO): cilium
Molecular function (GO): calmodulin binding
Source: RefSeq, a predicted model, not a curated record